Messenger RNA from Iphiclides podalirius (scarce swallowtail), 678 nucleotides. Lineage: Eukaryota; Metazoa; Arthropoda; Insecta; Lepidoptera; Papilionidae. The record is from the annotation of a GenBank genome assembly.
AUGAAUCGAAUUUUCGGCCGUGGUAAACCUAAGGCACCUGGACCAAGCAUAUCGGAAUGUAUUAGCAAUGUAGACAGCAGAGCUGAUAAUAUUGAACAAAAGGUUCAAAAAUUGGAAACUGAGUUAAGGAAGUAUAAGGACCAAAUGGCAAAAAUGAGAGAGGGUCCUGCCAAAAAUUCGGUGAAACAAAAAGCUAUGAGAGUUUUGAAACAAAAAAAAAUGUAUGAACAACAGUUGGAAGGCUUAAGGAAUCAGGCAUUUAACAUGGAACAAGCCAAUUAUGCUACACAAACUUUGAAGGAUACACAUACAACAAUAGCUGCUAUGAAAGAUGGGGUCACUCAGAUGAAAAAAGAAUUCAAAAAGAUAAACAUUGAUUCCAUUGAGGAUGUUAAUGAUGAAUUAGCUGACAUGUUAGAACAAGCUGAUGAAGUGCAGGAUGCAUUGGGUCGUCAAUAUGGUGUACCUGAGAUAGAUGACGAUGAACUUGCAGCAGAGCUUGAUGCCCUUGGUGAUGAAAUUGCUCUAGAUGAUGACACCUCAUACUUGGAUGACGUUGUCAAGGCUCCGGCUGCCCCGGACAAAGAACCUGGAGCUGAUAGCAUACGCAACAAGGAUGGAGUACCAGUUGACGAGUUUGGCCUGCCUCAGGUUCCCAGCGCUGCGCAGACAUCACGU